This is a messenger RNA of Mesitornis unicolor (brown roatelo), 396 nucleotides long. It is a transcript of the gene IFITM5, whose product is annotated as interferon induced transmembrane protein 5. Gene Ontology annotation, cellular component: plasma membrane. Lineage: Eukaryota; Metazoa; Chordata; Aves; Mesitornithiformes; Mesitornithidae. Gene Ontology annotation, biological process: bone morphogenesis; bone mineralization. The coding region runs from base 1 to 396 and encodes 131 amino acids. The transcript is spliced from 2 exons. The record is from RefSeq and is a predicted model, not a curated record.
AUGGACACCUCCUACCCACGGGACGACGACCUGCCUGCACCGUCCCGCAAGUGGGAGCCAUCUCCCACCACCCUCAUCUCCCCACCACCCCGUGACCAUCUCAUCUGGUCCAUUUUCAACACCCUCUACAUGAACUUCUGCUGUCUUGGCUUUGUGGCGCUCGCCUUCUCUGUCAAGGCACGGGACCGGAAAGUGGCCGGGGACGUGGAAGCUGCUCGGCGCUUCAGCUCCAAGGCCAAGUGCUACAACGUCCUCGCCACAGCAGGGAGCACGGUGCUGCCGCUGCUGCUCGUCGCCCUGGUCAUCACGGGCGUCCUCCACCUCUCCAAGCUGGCCCAGGAGUCCGUCGGCUUCUUCACCUACCAGUUCAGUGGCAGCGAUGACGAGGACAAGUGA